Chaetomium strumarium is the source of this 3279-nucleotide messenger RNA. Its product is annotated as glycoside hydrolase family 115 protein. The transcript has 4 exons. The record is from RefSeq and is a predicted model, not a curated record. Bases 1 to 3279 code for a protein of 1092 amino acids. Lineage: Eukaryota; Fungi; Ascomycota; Sordariomycetes; Sordariales; Chaetomiaceae.
AUGCCAUCCAGGGGCCUUGUGGGAGCCCUUUGGCUCGCCUUCAGCUCGGUGGUUGCGGGCCUGGGCCAGGAUCAGAUCAUCUCGACCAAGAGCCAUGGCGCUGAACUCCAGAUCGCCGGCGGGCGGGUGGGCAAGGGCCAGAUUCUGGUCUCGAGCAACGACUACUGGGGUGUCAUACGCGCUGCGGGCGAUCUCGCCGUGGAUUUUGGACGUGUGACGGGCAUCAACUACACGCUCAGCAACGGGGAGAAGCAUGCGGCGCCGGCGACUUACACGUACCACCCGGUCAACAACAUGAACAACACCUUCUACUCCACGACGGGAACCGCAAACUUCACGGGCCCCAGCUACGCGGAUCCGUCGCCGAAGGAUGUUGUCAUCAUUGCCGGCACCAUUGGACACUCGACCGUCAUUGACAGGCUUGUGUCGUCCCGGUCCAUCGACGUUUCGGGCGUCAAGGGCAAGUGGGAGUCCUUCGUCAGCCAGGUAGUCAAGAACCCGGUACCGGGCUGCUCCAAGGCACUGGUCAUCGCGGGGAGCGACCCGCGGGGCACCAUCUACGGCAUCUACGACAUCAGCGAGCAGAUCGGUGUCAGCCCGUGGUACUUCUGGGCCGACAGCCCGCCCAAGAAGAGCAAGGACCUGUAUGUCACGGCGAGGAAGAAGGUCCAGGGCCCGCCCUCUGUCAAGUACCGGGGCUUCUUCCUGAACGACGAGCAGCCGGCCCUGACCAACUGGGUUGCCUCGCACUGGCAAGACACACCCUAUGGCGCGGGCUACGGCCCUGCCUUCUACAGCCUCGUCUUCGAGCUGCUCCUGCGGCUCCGGGCCAACUACCUGUGGCCGGCUAUCUGGGGCGCCAUGUUCGAGGUGGACGACCCGGGCAACCAGCCGCUGGCGGACGCGUUUGAGGUGGUGAUCGGGUCGUCGCACACGGAGCCGCUGAUGCGGGCGCAGAACGAGUUCGGGCACUUCUACGAGGGCGCGUGGGCGUACAACGUGAACAACGCGACCAUCGACGACUACUUCCGCUACGGCGUGCAGCGCGCCCGGCCGUAUGCGCGCAACAGCCUGUGGACCAUGGGCAUGCGCGGCACGGGCGACACGGCCAUCGAGGGGCUCGGGGUGGAGCACAUCGUCGAGAUGCUGCAGGUGCUCGUGCGGAACCAGCGCCGCAUCGUGGCCGACGGGCUGGGCGUGGCCGACAUCACGGCGGUGCCGCAGAUGUGGUGUCUGUACAAGGAGGUCAUGAGCUACCUGUUCGCGGGCCUGCAGGUGCCCGACGACGUGACGCUGCUCUGGGCCGACGACAACUGGGGCAACGUGCGCCGGCUGCCGCUGCGGAACGAGACGCGGCGGCGCGGCGGCGCGGGCAUCUACUACCACUUCGACUACGUCGGCGACGUGCGCAACUACAAGUGGAUCAACACCGUCCAGCUGUCCAAGACGGCCGAGCAGAUGCACAUGGCGUACGCGCGCGGCGCCGACCGCAUCUGGAUCGUCAACGUCGGCGACAUGAAGGCGCUCGAGAUCCCCAUCAGCCACUUCUUCGACAUGGCCUACGACGCCGGCACGUGGCACGUCGACAGCACGCGCGCGUGGGCCGAGGCGUGGGCGGCACGCGAGUUCGGGCCGGAGCAGGCCGCGGACAUCGCCGAGGUCAUGAUGAGGUACGGCAUGUACGCGGGCCGGCGCAAGUUCGAGCUGGUCGAGCCGCAGACCUACUCGGUCAUCCACUACAACGAGGCCGACGCGGUGCUGCAGCAGUGGGCCGACCUCGUGGCCAAGGCGCAGGCCAUCUACGACAAGCUGCCGACCGAGGCCCAGGCCGCCUUCUUCGAGACGGUGCUGCACCCGGCGCUGGCCGGCCAGAUCGUGAAUCAGAUCCACAUCGGCGCCGCGCGGAACUUGCUCUACGCCGGGCAGAAGCGCAACGCGGCCAACAGCGUGAUCCGGGAGGUGCUCGCGCUCUCGGCGGCCGACGCGAACCUCACGCGGCGGUGGGAUGCGCUGCUCGACGGCAAGUGGAAGCACUUCAUGGACCAGACGCACCUCGGCUACGACGGCUACUGGCAGCAGCCGAUGCGCAACACGCUGCCGGCGAUGGUGCACGUGCAGACCGACUUCGCCGCGCUGGCGGGGGAGAUCGGCAUCGGCGUCGAGGGCUCCAACGCCACGGUCAAGGGCGACGACAAGUGGCACCCCAACAGUGCGAAUGACCUCUCCGUCCCGCCGCUCGACCCCUACGGCCCGGCCACGCGCUACUUCGACGUCUUCUCGCGCGGCACCAAGACCUGCGCGUGGAACGCGUCCGCCUCGCAGCCGUGGGUCAAGCUCUCGCAGUCUGCGGGCACCGUCGGCGGAGACCUGCCCGACAACCGCGUCUUCCUCUCGGUCGACUGGAAAGCCGCGCCCAGGGGCCCCCACAACGAGACGGUCAAGAUCAGCUUCACCACCCCCUGCCGCGCCUUCGACCGCUACGGCUUCUCGGAUCCGCACGUCCUUGUCCCCGUCACCAUCCGCUCCGUCCCGCCCACCUUCACGCGCGGUUUCGUCGAGUCGGACCGCCACGUCGCCUUUGCGGGCGAGCACUACUCGGCCAUCAUCAAACCAGAACAACAACAACAACAACAACAAUCCACCCAAGGUGAAGAAGAAAAAGAAGGGGAAAAAAACCAGCCGACGUACCACACCUUCGCCUCCUACGGCCGCACCUCGUCCGGCGUCGGCCUAGUCCCGCUCAACACGGAGAAGCUCACGCUCGCGACCGCGCCGGCCCUCGAAUACGACCUCUACCUCUUCACCCGGACGCCCAGGGCCAACGUCACCGUCUACCUCUCCCCGGCCCUCAACUACCUAGGCGAGGGCACCCCGCUGGAGUACGCCAUCUCCCUCUUCCCCGCGUCCUCGUCGUCCUCCUCCUCUUCCGCUGAACCCAACAACAACAUCACGUCCGUGAAACCGGUGGGUGCCACCGUGGGAGGGAACAUGCCGCCCGGCUGGGGAUCGGCGGUCGCGGAUGGCGUGUGGAGGGGCCAGUAUACGACCAGCGGGUUUGAGGUCGCCGGGGAGGGGGCGUAUAAGUUGCGGAUUUGGGCGCUGAUGCCGGGCGUGGUGGUGCAGAGGGUGGUGGUCGACUUGGGCGGGGUGAGGCCGAGCUACUUGGGCCCGCCCGAGAGUUUCUUUGUCGGGGGCGGGGCUGGGGGCGGGCAGGAUGGGGAUGGCGAUGGGGAUGUGGCGGGGAAGAGGAAUGGGACGAAGUGGUUGCACCAGGAGUAA